AUGAACGCGGCACCACUCCUGCAACUACUAUUUGGGAGCGGCAUCACGCCCAUUCCAACCAGCACUGCAUGCACCUGUACAUGGGCCAGCAGUGACACCGUCCCUGACGCAUGCCAUGGUGCCGACAUUGUCAACAACACCAAUCAUCACAAGCACAUUGCCACCGCUGCAGCGGGAUUGCAGUGCAGCCGCCAAAAUCUCGACCUCAUCUGCAGCAACGGCAACGACAGCAACAACAGCUGUGAUGGCAGCAGAAACAGCGGCAGCAGUAGGGCUUGUCCACCUUCCUUUCCUAACACGGUGCCGCCGUUACCUCAUGUCUGCGGCGACGGCUACAGCGACAGCGCCACGGCCGUUCAGGGGCACCCUUCUGUCGCGGACUCCCUUGAUGGCAUCACCAUCAUCUUCAUCGUCGUCUUCUUCACCCCAUCACCGUCAUCAACAACAACGACAGAAGCCGCAGCGGCGUCACCAUCGGCAAACACUGCUGCACCACCAGUAUCGCUCUCGGCGUAUGCAGCGCUUGCAGACAGGGAGCUGGGGACGGACGAGAUUCGCAUGCUCGGCUGUUCGUGA
Molecule: messenger RNA, 576 nt
Organism: Salpingoeca rosetta
Lineage: Eukaryota; Choanoflagellata; Craspedida; Salpingoecidae
Exons: 1
Coding region: 1-576 (191 amino acids)
Source: RefSeq, a predicted model, not a curated record